Messenger RNA from Hyposmocoma kahamanoa, 807 nucleotides. It is a transcript of the gene Prosbeta4, whose product is annotated as proteasome subunit beta type-2. The coding region runs from base 75 to 692 and encodes 205 amino acids. The record is from RefSeq and is a predicted model, not a curated record. Lineage: Eukaryota; Metazoa; Arthropoda; Insecta; Lepidoptera; Cosmopterigidae. Gene Ontology annotation, biological process: proteasomal protein catabolic process. The transcript has 4 exons. Gene Ontology annotation, cellular component: proteasome core complex.
UUUCAUUGUCUAGGUUAUAUUUUAUUCGUCGACUACGGUAUUUUGAAGUAAUUUUUAAUUAAUUCUCGACGAAAAUGGCUAACAUUAAUCUACAAUGCUUGUUGGGAAUACAGUGCAAUGAUUUUGUGAUGAUAGCGGCUGACCAGUCGGCUAGCCACAGUAUUAUGGUGAUGAAAGAUGAUGAGAACAAGAUCUACAAAAUAUCCGAUAGGUUGGCGAUGGGUGUCAUAGGUGACACUGGUGAUACGACACAGUUCGCCGAAUAUAUCGCUAAGAACAUUCAGCUUUACAAGAUGCGCAAUGGCUAUGAGCUGGGGCCUACGGCGGCUGCUAACUUCACUCGUCGAAACCUUGCCGAGUAUCUUAGAAGCAGUAGUCCAUAUUUUGUAAAUUUGUUGAUGGCUGGUUAUGACAAAGAGAAUGGUCCAGAGCUGUACUUUAUGGAUUACCUAGCAUCCAGUGUGAAGGUACCAUUUGCAGCUCAUGGUUUUGGUGGUUACUUGAGCUUGAGCGUCUUGGACCGUUACUAUAAGAGAGAUGCUACUGAAAAAGAAGCCUAUGACAUCAUGAAGAGCUGCGUGGCCGAGAUCCACAAGCGUUUAUUUGUCAGCCUACCUAACUUCCAAGUUACAGUGGUAACCAAGGAUGGCGUGAAAGAACUGCCUGUCAUCAACUCUGCUGCACUCAAGUGAUUUUUUAAUUUUUUAAGGUUAAUAUAAAAGGUUUUUUAUAUUAUGAUUUUUUUUUAUACUUGUUAAAGAUUGUUCAAAUUUAGAGCAAAUGUAAAUGACAUGGAUACAUUUCCUU